AGAUAGUGGAUUUAGUUAAUGAUUCUCACGUCCCACUCUCUUCAUACCCUUUUCCUUCAAUCCAACUCCAACUCUUCCGAUUUCCCAAUAUGCUCCAAAAAACACAAUCUUGCUGAAUAAUUUUGUUUUCUUGAAACAGAGAGAAGAAAGAUCAGUUCUUUUUCAAUUAUAAGGAAACGUUGUUUUCACUGCCAGCUAUGACCGAGGUCCUCCAUUUCCCUUCAUCUCCAAGCACAGGCACUUCUUCUCCUUCUUCCCCUUCUCCACCACCCUUGUCAUGUGCUCCCCAGAACUCUUUAUCCUGCACAGUUGAGGAUGGAGACGACGAUUUCAGUGUGAGGGUUUGUGACCCGGAAGAGGAGGUGAAGCAGAGCAGAGAUCAGUUGUCUUUGUUGGCUUUGCUUGUGACCCUUUUUAGGAAAUCCUUAGCUGCCUGCAAGAGUGACCGGGGGGAGCUUUGUACCAUGGAGAUCGGUUGGCCUACUAAUGUGAGGCAUGUGGCCCAUGUCACCUUCGAUAGAUUCAAUGGCUUCCUGGGGUUGCCUGUGGAGUUCGAGCCUGAAGUGCCCAGGAGGGCUCCCAGUGCCAGUGCCACUGUUUUUGGAGUUUCCACAGAAUCCAUGCAGUUGUCCUAUGACUCCAGAGGAAACAGUGUGCCAACAAUACUCUUGCUUAUGCAAAGGCGCUUAUAUGCUCAAGGAGGCUUGCAGGCAGAAGGGAUAUUUAGAAUAAAUGCAGAAAACAGUCAGGAGGAGUAUGUCAGAGAUCAAUUAAAUAGUGGUGUGGUGCCAGAGGGAAUUGAUGUCCAUUGUUUGGCAGGUCUAAUCAAGGCUUGGUUCAGAGAACUACCAAGUGGGGUUCUGGAUUCUUUAUCUCCUGAGCAGGUAAUACAAUGCCAAACUGAAGGGCAAUGUGCUGAGCUUGCAAGGCAUCUACCCCCAACUGAAGCUGCUUUAUUGGAUUGGGCCAUCAAUCUCAUGGCAGAUGUUGUUGAGCAUGAAUACCUAAACAAAAUGAAUGCACGCAACAUUGCUAUGGUGUUUGCACCAAACAUGACUCAGAUGGCGGAUCCUUUGACUGCAUUGAUGUAUGCAGUCCAAGUGAUGAACUUUCUCAAGACACUUAUCUUAAGGACUCUUCGGGAAAGAGAAGAUUCAGUGGUGGAGCCAACCUUGUCAUCUCGUAUGGAGCCUUCUGAUGAGAACAAAGAUAAUAGCCACUCACAGUCCUUGAUUCGAAAAGCUGAAGAAGAUAAUGAAGAGAAAGAUGAACCUUUUAUUGCUGCAGAAUCUGUCAAAGAAAGUUCCAUGGAUGCUGGUCAGAACAAUUACACAAGUGAUGGAGAGUAUGAAAGUCCUAUGCCCUCUGUGCAGAAGCUAAUAGCUGAUGCAGAUCACGCUCAUGAAAUAACGUCUCAAGUUGACACCAUAAACGAAACAGACAUCAGAGCUGGCACUCGAGCAAGAGCUGGAAAGAGCAAAAUUGGCCAAUCAAGUAAUUCAAGUCUUAAAAAGGGCCCCAGGAAAAUUAACCGGCAGCAAUCUACACUUCUGGUGACAACUCCAGUUGAGAAGACCAAGGGCCUAACCAAUCUGACCCGAAUAGAUUCAAGGAUAGAGCGUAUUGAAGCUUGGCGGUAAAGGAUGCUCUCCCUAACUGACUCAUUAACAAAAUUCCUCUGUAAGCUGCUUAGUUUUGAAGUUGUCACCCUAAAAAUUCACGUAUGUUUGCUCUAUCUUUCACUGUGUUCCAAGUGCUUUGUUUAACCUCCCAAAGUCAAAUGUCAUGUAUGAAACUCUGAUGGCCAGAAACUAACAUGUCAGCUUGUGCAAAGUGCUACUCCUUUAACA
This is a messenger RNA of Rubroshorea leprosula, 1850 nucleotides long. The record is from the annotation of a GenBank genome assembly. Lineage: Eukaryota; Viridiplantae; Streptophyta; Magnoliopsida; Malvales; Dipterocarpaceae.